UGUCGCGCUGUCAGAGUGAGUGAGGCUUUAGGGGGACCAGACAUGCUGCUGUUUGGAGGUUGAGAGAAAUAAAGCGUGUGUUAAAUUCGUCGGGAAUAUCGCUUCAGAAUAGCUUGCCGACUUAUUUCUCACGUGUUCGGAGCCUGCCAGUGUCGUCCGGCCAUGGCGGAGCAGGAUGCCCCGGCGGAGAAGCCCUUGGCCGCUUCACACUUCAUCCUCGGUUCCGUAUCGGAGGACAACUCGGAGGAUGAGACGCUGGGCAAGUCGGAGCUGUCGGUGGAAGACAAGGAGCGCUCAGAGUCUCCGUCGUCCCUCAGCUCGGACAGCACUUUCGAAUGCCUGGAUGGGCCGCUGCACAACAUGAGGCCCAGUAUGUCUGGUCUGCACCUGGUAAAGCAGGGGCGUGACCGCAGACGUGUAGACCUGCACAGGGACUUUACUGUGGCCUCACCUGCCGAGUUCGUUACCCGCUUCGGAGGAAACAAAGUCAUCGAGAAGGUGCUAAUCGCUAAUAACGGGAUCGCUGCUGUAAAGUGCAUGCGCUCCAUCCGGCGCUGGGCGUACGAGAUGUUUCGGAACGAGCGCGCCAUCCGCUUCGUCGUCAUGGUCACCCCUGAGGACCUGAAGGCCAAUGCGGAGUACAUAAAAAUGGCUGAUCAUUAUGUACCCGUCCCUGGAGGAACCAACAAUAACAACUACGCCAACGCGGAGCUCAUUCUGGACAUCGCUAAGCGUAUUCCAGUUCAGGCGGUGUGGGCUGGUUGGGGUCACGCCUCCGAAAACCCAAAACUCCCAGAACUCCUCCAUAAACAUGGCAUCGCCUUCAUGGGGCCUCCCAGUCAGGCGAUGUGGGCUCUGGGAGACAAGAUUGCAUCGUCCAUUGUGGCUCAGACGGCCGGCAUUCCCACUCUACCAUGGAGUGGAACAGGAUUAACUGUAGAGUGGUCGGAAAAUGAUCCAAAGAAGAGAAUCAUCAGCGUACCCAAUGAGCUCUACGAGCAGGGCUGCAUCCAGGACGUGGAGGCCGGGCUUAAGGCUGCAGAGAAGGUGGGUUACCCGGUGAUGAUCAAGGCUUCCGAGGGCGGAGGAGGGAAAGGUAUCCGCAAGGUCAACAGUGGAGAUGACUUCCCCAAUCUCUUCCGACAGGUGCAAACGGAGGUGCCCGGGUCGCCCAUCUUCGUCAUGCGUCUCGCCAAGCAUGCGCGGCAUCUGGAAGUGCAGAUCUUGGCCGAUCAGUACGGCAACGCCAUCUCUUUGUUCGGGAGAGACUGCUCGGUUCAACGCAGGCACCAGAAGAUCAUAGAAGAGGCGCCGGCCACCAUCGCCACCUCUGACGUUUUCGAGAAUAUGGAGCGGUGUGCAGUGAAGCUGGCCAAGAUGGUGGGCUACGUCAGUGCAGGAACAGUCGAGUAUCUCUACAGUCAGGAUGGCAGUUUUUACUUCCUGGAGCUGAACCCGCGUCUGCAGGUGGAACACCCCUGCACCGAGAUGGUGGCUGAUGUGAACCUGCCCGCUGCACAGCUGCAGAUCACCAUGGGAAUCCCUCUGCACCGCAUCAAGGACAUCCGCAUGCUGUACGGCGUGCAGCCAUGGGGAGACUCCCCAAUCGACUUCGAAGCGCUCUCUACCGCCCCCUCCCCGCGAGGACAUGUCAUCGCAGCUCGCAUCACCAGCGAGAACCCUGAUGAGGGUUUUAAGCCGAGCUCGGGCACGGUGCAGGAGCUGAACUUCCGCAGCAACAAGAACGUUUGGGGUUACUUCAGCGUAGCGGCCGCCGGGGGGCUCCACGAGUUCGCCGACUCACAGUUUGGUCACUGCUUUUCCUGGGGGGAAAACCGUGAAGAGGCUAUCUCGAACUUGGUGGUGGCUCUGAAGGAGCUCUCGAUCAGAGGAGACUUCAGGACCACCGUGGAGUAUCUGAUUAAGCUGCUGGAGACCGAAAGCUUCCAGCACAACAGCAUCGACACGGGCUGGCUUGACCGACUCAUCUCUGAGAAAAUGCAGGCUGAGCGUCCGGACACCAUCCUGGGGAUAGUGAGUGGCGCGCUGCAUGUGGCGGAUGUAAACUUCAGAAACAGCGUGUCCAACUUCCUGCAUUCUCUCGAGAGGGGUCAGGUGUUGGCAGCCCAUACACUAGUGAACACGGUCGACGUGGAACUCAUCUACGAGGGCAUAAAGUACGUGCUGAAGGUGACUCGUCAGUCUCCGAACUCCUACGUGCUCAUCAUGAACAGCUCGUCAGUGGAAGUGGACGUGCACCGGCUCAGCGACGGCGGUCUGCUGCUGUCCUACGACGGGAGCAGCUACACCACCUACAUGAAGGAGGAAGUGGACCGGUACCGCAUCACCAUUGGUAACAAGACGUGCGUGUUUGAGAAGGAGAACGACCCGUCGCUGCUGCGCUCUCCGUCUGCUGGUAAACUCAUCCAGUACUCGGUGGAGGACGGAGGUCAUGUGUUCGCGGGCCAGUGCUACGCUGAAAUCGAGGUGAUGAAGAUGGUGAUGACGCUGACUGCAGCAGAGUCGGGAUGUAUUCACUACGUAAAGCGAGCAGGAGCCGUGCUGGAACCGGGGUGCGUUAUAGCCAAACUGCAGCUGGACGACCCCAGCAGGGUGCAGCAGGCGGAGCUGCAUACCGGAGUGCUACCCAUCGUCCAGGCCGUGGCUCUCAGGGGAGAAAAACUGCACCGAGUCUUUCAUAGCACUCUGGACCACCUGGUGCACAUCAUGAACGGCUACUGCCUACCCGAACCCUUCUUCAGUGGCAGACUGAAGGAGUGGGUGGAGCGGUUGAUGAAGACGCUGCGGGAUCCGUCGCUGCCCCUGCUGGAGCUGCAGGACAUCAUGACGAGCGUAUCGGGUCGAAUCCCCCCAGCUGUAGAGAAGGCCAUCAAAAAGGAGAUGGCGCAGUAUGCGAGUAACAUAACCUCUGUGCUCUGCCAGUUCCCCAGCCAACAGAUCGCCAGCAUCCUAGACAGCCACGCAGCAACCUUAAACAGGAAGUCGGAGCGCGAGGUCUUCUUUAUGAACACGCAGAGCAUUGUGCAGCUCGUCCAGAAAUAUCGCAGCGGUAUCCGCGGCCACAUGAGGGCGGUGGUGAUGGAUUUACUCAGGCAGUACCUGAAGGUGGAGGUGCAGUUUCAGCACGGUCACUAUGACAAGUGUGUGUUCACGCUGCGUGAGGAAAACAAAGGCGACAUGGCCAACGUGCUUAACUACAUCUUCUCUCAUGCACAAGUCACCAAGAAGAACUCUUUGGUUACCAUGCUGAUUGAUCAGUUGUGUGGGCGGGACCCCACGCUGACCGAUGAGCUCAUGGCCAUUCUUACCGAGCUCACCCAGCUCAGCAAGACCACCAACGCCAAAGUGGCUCUGCGUGCCCGCCAGGUGCUGAUCGCGUCUCACCUGCCUUCAUACGAACUGCGCCACAACCAGGUGGAGUCCAUCUUCCUCUCUGCCAUCGACAUGUACGGCCAUCAGUUCUGCAUUGAGAACCUGCAGAAACUCAUUCUGUCCGAGACGUCCAUCUUUGACGUUUUGCCCAACUUCUUCUACCACAGCAACCAGGUGGUCCGGAUGGCCGCUCUAGAGGUGUAUGUUCGAAGAGCGUACAUAGCGUACGAGCUCAACAGCGUCCAGCACAGACAGCUAAGGGACAAUACGUGCAUCGUGGAGUUUCAGUUCAUGCUGCCCACCUCGCAUCCAAACAGAGGAAACAUCCCCACUCUAAACAGGAAACUCUCCGUACCACUUCUGGACUACAAACCUAAAGCUAUAGCAGCUACAUGUAUAGCCGAUGAUGAUAAAACUGCCACGACUAGCCUUGACACAUCUACGGCUAGCCAGUCUUCAUCUAAUGACCUUGUGUACAGAAUGUCCUUCUCAUCAAACUUGAAUCACUAUGGCAUGGUACACGUGGCCAGCGUAAGCGACGUUCUUCUGGACACCUCCUUUACCCCGCCAUGUCAGCGCAUGGGAGCCAUGGUGUCUUUCCGCUCCUUCCAGGAAUUCACCAGGAACAUUAACGAUGUCCUGAGCUGUUUCUCAGACUCUCCACCCACUAGCCCUUCCUUCCCCGAUGGGGGAAACCCUGUCCUGUAUGUAGAGGAAGACAACAAGAGCACCCUGGAUGAACCCAUCCACAUCCUGAACGUUGCUAUUAAGACCGACAGUGACAUCGACGAUGACGGUUUGGCCGCCAUGUUCCGGGAGUUCACGCAGUCCAAGAAAUCGGUGCUGUUUGAGCAUGGCAUCCGGCGGCUCACCUUCCUCGUGGCUCAAAAGGAUUUCAGGAAACAGAUCAACUGUGAGGUGGACCAGAGGUUCCAUAGGGAGUUCCCAAAAUUCUUCACCUUCCGGUCAAGAGACAAGUUUGAGGAGGACCGGAUCUACAGGCACUUGGAGCCGGCGCUGGCCUUCCAGCUGGAACUGAACCGCAUGCGGAACUUUGCGCUCACCGCCAUCCCGUGUGCCAACCACAAGAUGCACCUCUAUCUGGGCGCCGCUCGCGUGGAGGUGGGCACAGAGGUCACCGACUACCGCUUCUUCGUGCGCGCCAUCAUCCGCCACUCGGACCUCGUCACUAAGGAAGCCUCUUUUGAGUACCUGCACAACGAGGCUGAGAGACUGCUCUUGGAAGCCAUGGACGAGCUCGAGGUGGCCUUUAACAACACCACAGUUCGUACAGACUGCAACCACAUCUUCCUCAAUUUCGUCCCCACUGUCAUCAUGGAUCCCUCGAAGAUCGAGGAGUCUGUACGCUCCAUGGUGAUGCGUUAUGGCAGUCGGCUAUGGAAGCUGCGCGUGCUCCAGGCCGAGCUAAAGAUUAACAUCCGGCUCACGCCCACGGGCAAGCAGAUCCCCAUCCGCCUCUUCCUGACCAACGAGAGCGGCUACUACCUGGACAUCAGUCUGUACAAGGAGGUCACGGACUCUCGCACGGGACAGGUGGGGCCCAGUGACCGUCAGAUCAUGUUCCAGGCGUACGGAGACAAGCAGGGGCCUCUUCAUGGCAUGCUCAUCAACACACCAUAUGUCACGAAAGACCUGCUGCAGUCCAAACGUUUUCAGGCCCAGAGCCUCGGCACCACCUACGUCUACGACUUGCCCGAGAUGUUCAGACAGGCACUGAAAAAGUUGUGGCAGUCCAUGGAUGCGUACGCUCACCUGCCCAAGUGCCCACUACCCUCCGAGCUUCUCACCUUCACUGAGCUGGUGCUGGACACUCAGGGUCAGCUGGUGCAGAUGAAUCGCCUCCCCGGGGGCAACGAGAUCGGCAUGGUGGCAUGGCGGAUGACCCUCCGGACGCCCGAGUACCCUGCCGGCCGCGACAUCAUUGUGAUCAGCAACGACAUCACGCACAAGAUCGGCUCGUUCGGGCCGCAGGAAGACGUCCUCUUCCAGCAGGCGUCGGAGAUGGCGCGUGAGAGCGGCAUUCCGCGCAUCUACAUCGCUGCCAACAGCGGCGCCCGAAUAGGACUGGCAGAGGAGAUCAGACACAUGUUCCACGUGGCCUGGCAGGACCCGGCCGACCCGUACAAGGGAUUCAAGUACCUGUACCUCACACCUCAGGACUAUAAGAAGGUCUCGGCGCUGAACUCCGUGCACUGCGAGCAUGUGGAAGACGAAGGGGAAUCGAGGUAUAAGAUCACAGACAUCAUCGGAAAGGAGGAGGGUUUAGGUGUUGAGAACCUGAGAGGCUCAGGGAUGAUCGCUGGAGAAUCUUCACUUGCGUAUGAAGAGAUCAUCACCAUGAAUCUGGUGACGUGUAGGGCCAUCGGGAUCGGCGCAUACCUGGUGCGACUCGGCCAGAGGACCAUCCAGGUCGAGAACUCGCACAUCAUCCUGACCGGAGCCGGAGCCCUCAACAAGGUGCUCGGUCGUGAGGUUUACACGUCUAAUAACCAGCUGGGAGGCGUGCAGAUCAUGCACAACAACGGCGUCACACACACCACCGUGUGCGACGACUUCGAGGGCGUUUACACACUGCUGCACUGGCUGUCCUACAUGCCCAAGAACACUUCGAGCCCCGUACCGCUCUUAGCAGCCAAGGACCCCAUCGACCGGCCGGUGGAGUUUAUACCCACCAAAGCACCAUAUGACCCUCGGUGGAUGCUGGCGGGACGAGCCAAUCAGAACCCUAAAGGCGCGUGGGUGAGUGGAUUCUUCGACCAAGGCUCGUUUAUAGAGAUGAUGCAGCCGUGGGCACAGAGUGUGGUGGUGGGCAGAGCCAGGUUGGGAGGGAUCCCGGUUGGCGUGGUCGCCGUGGAGACGAGAACGGUCGAGCUGUCCAUCCCAGCAGACCCGGCUAAUCUGGACUCUGAAGCCAAAAUCAUCCAGCAGGCUGGUCAGGUCUGGUUCCCUGACUCUGCGUUCAAGACGGCUCAGGCUAUUAAGGACCUGAACCGGGAGGGACUCCCUCUCAUGGUGUUCGCCAACUGGAGAGGCUUCUCUGGGGGCAUGAAAGACAUGUACGACCAGGUGCUGAAGUUCGGCGCGUACAUCGUGGACGGACUGAGGGAGUACAGGCAGCCGGUGCUCGUCUACAUCCCGCCCCAAGCCGAGCUCCGUGGGGGAUCAUGGGUAGUCAUCGACCCCACAAUCAACCCGCGGCACAUGGAGAUGUACGCAGACAAGGACAGCCGUGGAGGCGUGUUGGAGCCGGAGGGAACGGUGGAGAUCAAGUUUCGGAAGAAGGAUCUGGUUAAGACGAUGAGGCGUGUCGAUCCCGUAUACAUGGGUCUGGCAGAGAGACUUGGAACCCCGGAGUUGAACGUGACAGAACGUAAGGAGCUGGAGAGCAAACUGAAGGAGCGAGAGGAGUUCCUGCUGCCCAUUUACCACCAAGUAGCAGUGCAGUUCGCAGACCUGCACGACACGCCGGGACGCAUGCAGGAGAAAGGCGUCAUCACCGAUGUGCUGGAGUGGCGCACGUCCAGGCAGUUCUUUUACUGGCGCCUGCGGCGGCUCCUGUUGGAGGACACGGUGAAGAAGAAGAUCCAGCAGGCUAACUGCGAGCUGACCGACGGCCAGGCGCAGGCCAUGCUCCGGCGCUGGUUCGUCGAGGCUGAAGGAGCCGUAAAGGCAUAUUUAUGGGACAGUAACGAGGACGUGGUGGAGUGGCUGGAGAGGCAGCUGACAGAGGAGGAAGGAGCGCGGUCUCUCAUUGACGAGAACAUUAAGUACAUCCGCAGGGACCACAUUCUCAAACAGAUCCGCAGUCUGGUUCAGGCAAACCCUGAAGUGGCCAUGGACUCCAUCGUGCACAUGACGCAGCACAUCUCCCCCACACAGCGGACCGAGGUGGUGCGCAUCCUCUCCACCAUGGACGGCCCAAACUCGUCCUGAACACCACCGCGCUCGCGCACACACCGCAAGCCCGAGAGGAGCCGACACGUCGUCGCAAACGAAACGAUGGCUAUGACUCUGGACUGUAAAUGUCUCGUCCUUCACUCGUCUCAGUGGUAAAGCUUCAUGAUGAAGACCACUGUGUACAGCUCGGGAAGAACAAGUCGUAGAACUGCACGUUAAUCCUAGUGUGUAAAUUUAAUACGAACUAGAAACUAGACAAGCAGAGACCAAUGGCAUUCCCAAACAAACAAAAAAAUGUUACUGAUUCUAGUUAAAGAGAAAUGUGUCAUGUUAUUUAAAAAAACAAAUCUUUAUUUUUAUCUUUUAUGAUCCCUUAGGCUUGACUUCACUGUGUUUUUUUUUUUUUUUUUUUUAAAGGCUCUAAAAAAAUUUAAACAUGCAGCUGCUUCGGAAGCUACUUAGGUAGUCCCUUUCCACCAGGUAGAAAUGUAAAAUAAAUAAUAAAGCAUUAUAUACAGUAUGCAGCAAUACGGAGAAAGUUUGAAUCAUUACCUCAAAAUCGUGGCUUACCUCAAAAAUCGUACUCUGCAUCUCAAGCUCUUGACUUGCUGUUCAUAAAUCAUCACUAAUUACCUCAAAACCGUUUACUUCUUUCAGUAUUUUGACUCCUUAUCUCAAGAUCUUGAAUGCUUAUCUUUUUUUUUUUUAUUUAUUUGAUUUAAAAAAAAGAGAAAGAUCCCAAGAUCCUAAGUGAUUACCACUCAUUCUCUCAUUUCUUUUAAUCCUGUUUAUCGCAAGUCAAACUCAUCGUCUUAAGAGCUUAAUUCAUCUAAAUAUUUCCACUUGCUGUCGUAGAUGUUUGAUACAAUAAGGCUAUGAUGGUAAAGUGGAAAUAAUUUGGCAGAUUCUUAAACUAGAUUCUAGUCUUAAACUAAUAAAUGAAAUCAAAUAAGUUGGUGUCGUAUGUUUUAGAUCUUAAUUCAGAAAUUUGAGAUGAGCCCAAAAUUUGAGAUAAGUCAAGAAUUUGAGAAGCCAAAAAUGUAAGAGAUGUAUGGAAUUUAAAAUGUCGUAAAGAUUUCAAGUUAGUCAGGAAUCUGGGAAUAGUCCAAAAGUCAGGAAUUUUAGAUAAGUCAGGAAUUUUAAAUAGUAAUUGGGGAGUUUAAGUCAAAAAUUUGAGAUUAGUCCAAAAUUUGAAAAGUUAGGAAUUUAUAUAAAUCAGAAAUGUUCUAUAGCAAGUUGUGCAUUUGAGAUGAAAAUUUAAGAUCUCCUCAAAUUUCUAUUAAAAUUUUAGGCUAAGGAACUUGUAAGAAAGUUAAAAAUUGUUGAGCUAAUAAGUCAGAAAUUUGAGAUAAGUAGAGAAUUUUAGAUAAGUCCAGAAUUUGAGAUGUCUUGAAUUUGUAGUUUAUUUUUUUCUCCCCCAGAAUGUAUGAGCAGCCCAAACUGGUGGAUUUAAAAAAAAAAUAUUGCUAAAUAAUAUAAAGCCUAAACACUACACUCACAGCUUCUAAAAGCCAGUACAAUCAUAACCCCGCUUAUCUCCCAGCGCACCUUAACCCCUACCUUCAACCCCUUUACGUGUCUGUCAAAGAAUUAGUGUUGUACGCACAAUUUGGAGUUUAGCUUUUUUUUAUAUAUAUAUAUAAACAAAAAGACAUGCAUUAUGUAAUUUAUUAACUGAAAAUGUAGUUUGGGGGAAAACCUAUUUCUGUUUAGAAACUUUGCUGACGUGUGCUUGAAACUUUUUUUUUUUUUUGAGAAAGACUAAAAUAGUUAGAAAAAUACACUAUGAUUAAUAAAUUAAAGCAAGAGAAUUCCUAAUAAAAGGAUGGAUGGAGUCGGGACAGAAUCAUCAUAAGAUCAUUAACGGGACUUGAAAGUGUUUGGGUUUAUAUCAUGUCUCUGUGAAAGGUUGGUGUUUUUGCACAAACAUGGAUUAGAAAUGAAUGUGUAAUAACGUCUGUACAUUCGAAUGUUAUUGAUUAGAGUUACUGAUGAGAGGAGAGCGGCUGGAGGAUUGACCUAAAUAGAGGAGUGUGUGUUUACUGUGGCGAAAGUGAGAUCACUGAAUUUAACUUAAUAAAAUCAACUUCAUCUA
Messenger RNA from Clarias gariepinus (North African catfish), 9406 nucleotides. It is a transcript of the gene acaca, whose product is annotated as acetyl-CoA carboxylase alpha. Gene Ontology annotation, biological process: fatty acid biosynthetic process. NCBI's taxonomy places the organism in Eukaryota, Metazoa, Chordata, Actinopteri, Siluriformes, Clariidae. The transcript is spliced from 55 exons. Bases 163 to 7347 code for a protein of 2394 amino acids. The record is from RefSeq and is a predicted model, not a curated record. Gene Ontology annotation, molecular function: metal ion binding; acetyl-CoA carboxylase activity; ATP binding.